AUGGUCGAAGAUGGUAGGUAUGAAAUGUAUCCUUGGGGUCAGAUUGCAUUUAAUAAGCUGAUUACAUCACUCAGGCAAGACUUCAACCAAAGCAAACAGAUGUAUCGCUUAUUUGGUAUGCCUUAUGCACUCAACGUUUGGAUUUACGAAUGUGCAUCUACUCUAAGUCCAGACCUUGCUGUUAAAGAUGCGAAUGGUAUUCCGAGGAUAGGUAAUUGGACAGUGGUGGCUGAAAAGCCAAAAUAUGAAAAGUUAAUGACUAGCAUUUUCUCCGAGAAUACUUGUUCAAACAUUGCACCAACGCAAGAUGAGGUGGAAGCCCUUGAUUUACCUGAUAGUUAA
Molecule: messenger RNA, 342 nt
Organism: Solanum pennellii
Lineage: Eukaryota; Viridiplantae; Streptophyta; Magnoliopsida; Solanales; Solanaceae
Exons: 2
Coding region: 1-342 (113 amino acids)
Source: RefSeq, a predicted model, not a curated record